GACGCCGUUGGACUUGUUUUUGUUGUUGUUUAGUCCCCGUUUCUGGGCCACGCGCCACCGGGCAUGGAGGACGUAAAGGAGCUGCCGACCGUCCACCGGUCCUCCUCCUUCAGCAUCAAGAGCCUCCUGCUGCCAUCCAAGUGCGACAGAUCGGACUCCGCCGCCCCCGGGACCCUCUCUCCGUCACCUGGAUCCGACUCCGGGAAGUCCGUGGACCCGGCGGAAGUGGAGUCCACGGCCGCAGCUCUGGACCCGGAGAAACCGUGCAAGGAGGAGGAGGACGGAGGAGGAGGCGGAGGAGGGGACGGGACCAAGGCGACGGCGGAGCAGACGAGCACCGGCGGUAAAAACGGGAAAUACGACAAGCCUCCGUUCAGCUAUAACGCCCUGAUCAUGAUGGCGAUCCGGCAGAGUCCCGAGAAGCGGCUGACGCUCAACGGCAUCUACGAGUUCAUCAUGAAGAACUUCCCGUAUUACCGGGAGCACAAGCAGGGCUGGCAGAACUCCAUCCGGCACAACCUCAGCCUCAAUAAGUGCUUCGUCAAGGUGCCGCGGCACUACGACGACCCGGGGAAGGGCAACUACUGGAUGCUGGACCCGAGCAGCGACGACGUCUUCAUCGGGGGGACGACCGGGAAGCUGCGCCGGCGCUCCGCCACCUCGCGGGGCAAACUGGCCAUGAAGCGCGGGCUGCGCUUCGCCCCUUUGGGUUUGGGGCUGAACGAGCGCACCGGGAACCCGCUGUACUGGCAGAUCUCGCCGUUCCUGUCGCUGCACCACCACCCGCACUACAACGGCUCCUCCGCGGGCUUCCUCAACCAGGCGGCGGGCUACGGCUCGCUGCUGCCGCCGGUGGAGCAGCUGAACGGGGACCUGGGCCGCUCCAUCGGCGCGCUCGGCCUCACGAACACGUACGGGAUGAGCACGUCGCCGGUCGGGCUGCUGUCCGGUCAGACGGCGACGGGAUAUUUUGUCUCAGGGAGCCAGCACGCGGCCCCUCCGCCGCCUCCGGGGGGAGCCCCGCCGCCUCCCCCGCCGCCGCCGCCCCUCCAGCAGGGCGCGCCGGGCUUCGGCUCCCCGCCGGCGCUGCUCGCGGACUCUCUGAGGAACAGCUCGUUACCCGCCUUCUCCCCGGGCGUGUCCGCGGGCUUCCCGGGGGUCUUACCUCACCAAAAGCGCGUGACCCCAAACUCUUACCUAAACUGAACUCCGAGGACGAGCACGCGCACAGCAUACGUCAUAUAAAGAGCAUCUAAUAAGCGGCAAAUAUCAAAGGCCGGAAACAUAUGAAUAAUAAAAAAACAACCAUUUGGCCAUAUUUUACCCACAAUACAACGGGGUUCUUUUUUUUUUUUUUUUUUUUUUUUUUUUUAAAAGGGACGAACUUUUGUUAGAACCCCGCAGGUUGUCAAACUGUAAACUAGACUUGCCAAAGGAACACGGAGAAGAUUUCAGCUUAUUUAUAUCUUGUAAAAACUUUCAGAACUCUGAGACUUUUAUUUAUGUUUUGUAUUUAUUGUAUUUAAAUUCUGUUCGUUGGUGUUUGUUGAGAGGCUGAAAUAAGACAAUCAGGGUUCACACUUAUUUAUGAGUUUUCUGACAAUCAAAGCGAAGACAAUCAAAAAAAAUUUAAAUUUUACUUUUGGAAUUAUCAAAUUAAUAAAGCCUUAAAUAUUCAGAAACAAUCAGGGUUUGUGAGCGGAAAAAUAAAAAGUCAUAUCUUCACUCAGGUUUGACCCCAGACAGGCCCACUAAUAAUAAUAUUAUAAUCGGAUUUUUAAGAAAAACUGCUUCCCAUGAAGACUUUCGACAUCUAACUUUUCAUUUCAUGGGUAACAUAAAUUCAUCCUGACGGUUCCUUUUUAACAGAUAAAACAUAAAUAUAACGGCUUUUACACAUUUUGCGUCAAGAAA
Messenger RNA from Thalassophryne amazonica, 1914 nucleotides. Its product is annotated as forkhead box protein G1-like. NCBI's taxonomy places the organism in Eukaryota, Metazoa, Chordata, Actinopteri, Batrachoidiformes, Batrachoididae. The record is from RefSeq and is a predicted model, not a curated record. Gene Ontology annotation, molecular function: DNA-binding transcription factor activity; sequence-specific double-stranded DNA binding. Gene Ontology annotation, cellular component: nucleus. Gene Ontology annotation, biological process: regulation of transcription by RNA polymerase II. The transcript has a single exon. Bases 64 to 1206 code for a protein of 380 amino acids.